ACAAUGAUUGUAGUUAGUUAAUGGUUUUUUUAUUAUAAAACCACGGGCGAUAAUAUGGGUAAAUUGCAAUUUUGCCGCAUUUGUCGUACAGUAAGGAAUCUAAAAUAUUCAUUGAAAGAAUUAAGACAGAUUAAUAAAAAGCAACUGCUAGUGGCUCAAGGUGCAGAAGGGCGGAAAAAUGAUAGGGCUUCAAAAAAACUUUUUCGUACGACGCCUCUUUUGGGUAACAUUUGUCUGGAUUGCGAUGAACGGUUAAAAAUAUUCCACCGCUUAGACGAUAAUGUUCAAGAUAUUAACGAAGACAUAGAGAUUGAUGUGGUUAAUUCAAACAAUCAUUCAAUAACCGGGAUAAGCAUAACAAGUAGACCCCGUGCUGAUUCACCGGUUAUAGUUGAUGAUGACGAUAUGUUAUACAGUUUGUUUAUGCAAAAAAUGGAGCAACAAAAGCACUUACAACAACAACAGCAACAGGUAGUGCAGGAGAGAUCGAAAGGAGCGCAAUGUGAAGAAACAAAUAUAAUAAAUGGUUGUAGACCUACAGAUGUGGAUUCUACUUCUGAACUAAUAACAGCUUUGCCAGCACCUAUUCCUGCAUCCCAAGUCAUGGUUGAUAAGCACGGUCAUCGUAUAGUAGCAAUUAUUGAUCUGGAGGAUGGCGAGGAUUCAUUACCGUCACCAGCUAAAGCGCUUACUCACCAGCAACAAAUACCUUUGAAAGAGUCUUUAAUUUUUCAACCAACUUUAAAUUUAGGACAUACAGCUGAAACUGAUGAUGGCGACAACGAGAUUGUAUUUCGUAAGGUAGGGCCGGAAUCGAGAACGAUGACUAAAGAAAAAAAUCGUAGCAGUUAUGAUGGUAAACAAUUACGGUUGGUAGCCAGCCUUAGUUUACUCUCUAGUGAUUCCGAAGCAGAAUCCGAUAAUAAAAUGAAAACAGAAAAGGCGCAGGAGAUGGUUAAACAAGUUUCCCCAGUAGCUCCAGCUGUGAAACCUGCCUUUGAAUGUACAGAUUGCCAGGCCACACUUGCCGAUCGGAAAGCUUCAACAAAUCAUCCACCCAUUCAUGUGAUUGUUAAAUGUCCUCAGUGUAAAUUAGGUUUUCCAAAAGCACAAUCUUUGGUUCAUCAUAUGCGAUAUAAACACCGUGAAUAUAACGGGCAUGUACUCAUGGAAAGACCGCGCGCUCCGCAGGAUAGUGCAAUGACAAUUCGUUUGCGUUAUAUGCAACAGUCCACCUUUUAUGAAUGUCAGUUAUGUGGGCACAUCAAUGAGGUGUAUAAGGAGCACAAAGAACACAUCUUGGAAAAGCAUGCAAUGGAAUCGCGUUGUCUUAAAGAUCCUAUUAUGAAGCAACUUAAAUGUCCCGUAUGUAAAGUUAAAUGCGGUGCUCAGUAUUUAUCACUAUGUCGGCAUUUGUUAGCCGCUCAUCAGCCCAAUCAAUACAGAACGCAUCUCCGCGAAUUGUUUCAGGUUAGCGCUUUUGGCUGGAACGCCAGCCGACAAAAGGAGGUGGCACAAACUGCACGUAUUUAUCAAUUUACCAAACGUAAAACAUUCUUUUUUGAAUGUAAACUGUGUCGUAAAGUGGUGGUGGGUUAUUUACAUCACUUACGUCAUUUAGGCCAACAUCGCUCCAACUCACCUCGUAGGAAAGACGAAAAACCGAAAGGUAAUAAAAAAUUACAAUCAUCUAAUAAAGCUCUAAUAGAAUCCAAAGAAACUUUAAGCAAGCGUAAACGUAGACUUAAUGAAAUAUCAGAAACUAAAAAGAUGACAAUAAUUGACGAACAAAAAAUACUAAAAACUUGUAAGAAAACAAAACUCAAACGAAAAGAAAAGGAAAAGCAACUUAAUGAACAUUUGAAGCAGUUGAAAAUUGUUAAAGUUAGACCACCACUUAAACAAGUUUACCUUCAAAUUUACACGUGCGGCUAUUGUAGGCAAAAAUUUAAGGGUUUUCGACUUUACAAUUUGCAUUUACUGCAACAUCAUGUCCACGACGAGUUUCAUAAAUGUGAGACAUGCCAGAAGUUCUUUCGAACUGUGAAGAUUUUAGAAAAUCACUCUUUACAGUGUUUAAACAACACGCAACAAAAACAGAAACGUAAACAUAUUCAAGUUCCCUGUGCGAAAGUUGAUGAAAAUUGCAAUAACGGAUGCAAGAGGAUGAAAAACGCAGUAACAGUCAGCACGAAACACAAACAACAGCGGAAGCUGCGGCAACAUCAGCAGCAGCACCAAGUGCCUAAAAAUAAUGAAACGUAUCGACAAGUAGAGUACAACGCGAAUUUGUGGCUUUAUGAUUUAUUAAAAUUAAGUGAAAGAAGGACUUUAAAUAUUAAUAAUGAUGACAAGAACAGAACCACUGCCUUAAAGUAUCGAAGCUAUCCAGCUGUACAGUGUUCAUAUUGUUUGCAUUUAUUCGCUAAUUCUCAGGAUUUCAAGCAACAUGUUAAGUUCGUCCACUCACAUCAACGUCAAGAUGUUCGAAUAAAGUACCAACCCAUUAGACAGUAAAAUUAUAUAUUGAAGUGAUUUUAAAUUUUUAUUUAAAAAACAUGCUUAAUAUCCGCCACCGGAUAAUAUAUUAAUUUUGUUAUUUUGCGUAAUAUAUUUAUCUAUCAAGAGCAUAUAUUAAAUGAUCUAAAAAUUACUCGGCUUGUGAUAGGGAGAAUUCUAAUAACUUAAGGAUAUUAAUUUUAUGCAAUUGCAACGUAGUUAUAUGCAAUGAGUGACAUUUGUCGUCAAUGAACACUUCCUCUACUACUUUUUAGAAUACCUAAAAUACGUUAAAAUAAAAAAUAUUUGAUUUUCGGGAGAAUGACAAUUGUUAAUUGAAAUUAAUUAUCGAGAGUAUUAGCCCACCUAACGAUGCUUUCCUGUGAGCUGAUCUUAUUUUAAUAAAUACAAUAUUAAAAUAUAUAUUGCCACGCUUUCAUGAGGUUAUAUUCAGAUUCAUAGAGAAGAUCUUGAAUGGAGGACUGAAACUAUAUAAAACUUAAAGAUGCGUGAUAUAACUUAUAACUUACUAACUUAGAACUAACAGCUUUAAAAUUGUUUAACAAGUCGAAUGAAAGAUUGAUGUUACCUUCGUACUUUAUAGAACUUGUUUAAAAUUCGAAACCCACUAAGUUAUAAAGUUCAAAGUAAAAAAUUCAUCAUUUUUAAUUACAUUACAGUUUAUCCACCUAACUUUUUUCUACAUAAAAAUAUAAACAACCAUAUGAAUAUACUUCAACUUAUUACAUACAAAUUUGUCAAUAAAACAUGUCUCUAUUGUUUUUUUGAGGUCGUAUACCUCCAUUUUUUCAAAAACAAUAUUAAAGGUGGCGGAUAUAAAAAGAUCAAUUGAAUGUAAACUUCUCUUCCCUUUGCAUUUCUUUUAAUUCUAAUAUUUCCAGUUAUUUAAUGUUCUUCAAAAUGUAAAUUAAUGAUAAUUCAAUUUUCUGAAUUUUAUCUACUUUUUUGGUUUGAAAAUGAAUUAAUUAUAAUUUACUGUUGAGUUAUAUAGAUAUUUUCAAGUUAUUUUAAUAAAUAAGAAGAGGUAGAAUAACAUAAAAUACACUGUUAUCCCCUAAUGUGUAGUCCUUGUUGACUUGUUGCUGGAAUAGUACUUAUAAAAAUCAUUGAGGACAUGACACGUAUUUAUAAA
This is a messenger RNA of Glossina fuscipes, 3652 nucleotides long. RefSeq names its product zinc finger X-chromosomal protein-like. The transcript is spliced from 2 exons. The record is from RefSeq and is a predicted model, not a curated record. The coding region runs from base 55 to 2517 and encodes 820 amino acids. Gene Ontology annotation, biological process: regulation of gene expression. Gene Ontology annotation, cellular component: nucleus. Lineage: Eukaryota; Metazoa; Arthropoda; Insecta; Diptera; Glossinidae.